AAAAAAGCAGGAACUUCCAUGUGUGACAGAGAAUGAGAGAUGAGCGGACAACGGAAGGUGGUGUGCGUCACCGGAGCAUCGGGAUUCAUAGCAUCAUGGCUUGUAAAGCUUCUGCUGGAACGUGGAUACAAUGUAAAAGCCGCCGUUCGCAAUCCAAAUGAUCCGAAGAAAACAGAACACUUACUUGCACUUGAUGGAGCUAAAGAAAGACUUCAUUUAUUCACAGCAGAGUUAGUGGAUGAAGGAUGUUUUGACUCCAUAGUGGAUGGGUGUGAUGGUGUUUUUCACACAGCAUCCCCUGUGUUUUUUUCAGCUGCUGAUCCCAAGGCCGAAUUGAUUGAUCCUGCAGUGAAGGGAACUCUUAAUGUUCUUAAAUCAUGUGCAAAAGCUCCUUCAAUCAAGAGAGUAGUCAUGACAUCUUCAACAGCCACAGUUGCAUUCAAUGGAAUGCCAUUGACUCCGGAUGUGGUGAUUGAUGAGACUUGGUUUUCUGAUCCAGAUUUCUUGGAGAAAUCUAAGCUCUGGUAUAUGCUCUCCAAAACAUUAGCUGAGGAGGCUGCUAUGAAGUUUGCAAAAGAAAAUGGGAUUGAUCUGGUUACAAUAAAUCCAGCAGUUGUCAUAGGUCCGAUUUUACAGCCAACUCUUAAUUUGACCGCGGAGAUGAUAUUGAACAUCAUAAUUGGACGUGAACUCCCCUCAUUUUUUAGAUUUGUUGAUGUUCGAGAUGUUGCAUAUGCACAUAUUCAAGCGUUUGAGAUUCCAUCAGCUACUGGCAGAUAUUGCAUGGUUGAAAGAACUGCAGACAUUUCUGAGGUGGUGAAGAUCUUACACGAACUAUACCCUAAUUUCCACCUGAAUGAAAAAUAUGAAAUUAAUCCUAUUAUGUUACUACACCUGGUAUCCAAGGAGAAAACAAAGAGCUUGGGUGUCAACUUCAUUCCUUUAGAGGUGAGUUUGAAGGACACUGUUGAAAGUUUCAAGGAAAAGGGUUUGCUUAGUGCCUAAAGUUUUAAUUUUUUUUUUCUUUCAUUGUUUGGGACUUUUCAUGGUUUCUUAAUCCUUUCCCGUUUAUUCUAUGUUGUUUCAAACAAGUCUGUAUUGACUUUUAAAUGUAUGUAACUGAAUUCUCUUCAUCUUUCUCACUUUGUUGGAGUACUUGACAUUCUCUUUUGUAUGAUGAGCAACAUUGCCAUGGGACUACAUUUGCAAU
Molecule: messenger RNA, 1210 nt
Organism: Rubroshorea leprosula
Lineage: Eukaryota; Viridiplantae; Streptophyta; Magnoliopsida; Malvales; Dipterocarpaceae
Source: the annotation of a GenBank genome assembly